AUGGAUGUGCUGGUGAAAGAUGUGAAGAAGGAAGCACCGUGGAAUAUGAUGUUUGCAGAUGAUGUGGUUCUUUGUGAACAGAGCAUCGACAGACUUGAGGAAAAGCUGGAGGAUUGGAGGAAGGCACUAGAAGAAAGAGGGAUGAAAAUUAGCAGGACAAAGUCAGAAUAUUUAGCACCGAAGGAUGUGCAGAUGAGGUCUUGCAAGAUCCAGGAUGAUGAGCUGAAAUCGGUCUGCAAAUUUAAAUACCUGGGAUCGUACAUACAGAGGGAUGGAAGACUGGAAAUAACAAAAGGAAAUUCAUCAAGGAAAAUUUCACCAGAAGCAGUUCAGACAGUUUACAACUUCAUAAAUAAUGUACAUAAGUAUGCCAGUUAUUACAGCCGCUCACAGAAUCCUAAUGAAGUGUACUGCGACCAUGACAUGUUGAUUUCAUUAUAUGAAGAACGUUAUUUGAAAUAUUGUGAAGAAAAUAAUGCGCCAGAAGUAAAAGUUUCGAAAGUAUGA
Schistocerca americana (American grasshopper) is the source of this 507-nucleotide messenger RNA. RefSeq lists its product as uncharacterized. The record is from RefSeq and is a predicted model, not a curated record. Lineage: Eukaryota; Metazoa; Arthropoda; Insecta; Orthoptera; Acrididae. The transcript has 2 exons. Bases 1 to 507 code for a protein of 168 amino acids.